GCAGGGGACUGAGGUGGAAAGUAUUUAACUCUCAACAAAUGAAUUCUACACUUGAACUCUGCUGCAUUCCUGUGCCACCUCCUCCUUUAGAAAACUGAUCCAGAACAGAGAUAGGCAAAUAGAAGGUAGAAGAUGCUGGGAUCUGAACGUGGUGUUGUGGAAGAAUGCUUAUCAGAAUUCAAGGCAUUACCUGACACUCAGAUCACCAGUUGUGCAAUAACUUUACACAGGAAAAAAACACUUGUACCAGCCCUUUAUAAAGUUAUUCAAGAUUCAUAUAAUGAGAUACAGCCUCCAAGACUCCUAGAGCCUGUCUGCCAUCAGCUGUUUGAACUCUAUCAUAGUUCUGAAGUUCGACUUAAGAGGUUCACACUGCAGUUUUUGCCAGAGUUGAUGUGGGUUUAUUUACGGCUUACAGUUAGCUGAGACAGACAGAGUAAUGGUUGCAUUGAAGCACUUCUGUUAGGAAUUUACAAUUUGGAAAUUGCUGAUAAAGAUGGAAACAAUAAAGUUUUGUCUUUCACUAUCCCUUCCUUAUCCAAGCCUUCAAUAUAUCAUGAACCCUCAACGAUUGGGUCCAUGGCUUUGCCAGAAGGUGAGUUGUGUCAGCAAGACCUCAUCAGAGUUGUUUAUAGUGAUCUUCAUCCUCAGAGAGAAACGUUCACUGCCCAAAACCGGUUUGAAGUCCUGAGUUUUCUCAUGCUGUGUUACAAUUCUGCUGUCAUGCACAUGCCUGCCUCAUCUUACCGGUCCCUUUGUCGGAUGGGCUCCAGGGUUUGUGUGAGUGGGUUUCCACGGCAAGAUGAGAAACACUGGCCAGAACUCUGUGGUCGAAUAGCACUGGAGCCUGGAUUUAUGGUGCAGCUUCUCACAGGGGUUUACUACGCCGUGUAUAAUGGACAGUGGGACCUUGGCCAGGAAGUUCUUGAUGAUAUCAUUUACAGAGCUCAACUAGAACUCUUUUCUCAGCCACUACUGGUUGUCAAUGCCAUGAAAAACUCACUACCAUUUGAUGCUCCUGAUUCCUCACAAGAAGGCCAGAAAGUCCUGAAAGUGGAAGUCACCCCAACAGUGCCGAGGAUUUCUUGGACUGCAAUCACAACAGCUUCAAUCCGUCGGCACGGAUGGAGAAGAGAAGAUGGCUUUGACUUCUCAAACGAGGCUGACACGAGUAUUCCUGGCUCCCCGAUCCAACUCGGCUCCACUGACCUAGGGAUCAAACGUGUGCAAGACGGGGAGGUGCUGGUGCGCAGGAGCCCUGAGCACAGCUCGCCGGAGCCCAACUCAGCAGCAGCCACAACAGAGGCUGCUGAAAGUAUAAAUGGAGAAGAGUCUGUAAACCUGAAUGAUGCAGAUGAAGGGUUUUCAUCAGGGGCCUCCCUCAGCAGCCAGCCAGUAGGGACCAGAGCAUCCUCCUCUUCUCAGAGGGGAAGCUUGCGCAAAGUAGCAACUGGGCGUUCAGCCAAAGAUAAAGAAGCAACUUCCACCACCAGAUCCAGUGAGAGCCCUCGAGAGUCAGUCAUGUGCAAACAGUAUGGACAGCAGCCAACUGACCUUAGUGUAGAUUCAGUUGAGCUGACACCAAUGAAGAAACACCUGAGCCUGCCUGCUGGCCAGGUGGUGCCAAAAACCAGUAGUCUGAGUCUAAUCCGGACAGCCAGUGCUUCCUCAAGUAAAUCCUUUGACUAUGUAAAUGGCAGUCAAGCUGGCACCAGCAUCGGGCCAGCAGAGGGAGUCACCAAUCUAGCAGCUAACAGUGCUAACCGAUACUCAACCAUCAGCCUCCAGGAAGACCGGUUGGGUCAAGCUGGUGAUGGGAAAGAGCUCCUCAGCCCAGGAGCCCCCUUAACCAAGCAGUCCCGCCCCCCAAGUUUCAACAUGCAGCAGAUAUCCCAGGUGUAGCUUCAACAACCUCUCUGCUCUUUCUGCUUUCCUUGUAACCGAACGUUUCAUUGUGCAAGAAGACACUUCAUCCCGCGUUGUGAAAAUACUGGUCAUCACAAUCAGAUUUGAGUUGGUUUAGUUAGAUAUUCAUACUGUAUUUUGUAUGAAAACAGCAAUAAGGUUUUUUUUCUCUCCUUCCCACAUCUCCUGUGCCUGUUCCUUGUAAGUGUGUUGUGAAGCGGUGUAAAAUGUUUGCCUUUCCAUGCCUUCUCUUCUCCUUGGGUGAUGUGCAAUCCAUAGCGGGUGGAUCAGUCCCAUUUCAACACUGUGAGACUGAGGGUAUGUUAGAGGAAAUGCUGGAUAUGAUCCCUAUGAAAUGAUUCUUUAGCUUUUGUUUAAAAACAAAACAAAAACGGGUUUAUUUACAUACUCUAUAGAACUAUGAAGAUGACUGGAUCAUAUUUUUUCUCUUAACCAGGAGUGUCUCAGAGAUUCUGCUGUGACUUUGGACUUCUCUGAGUCUGUGCAGUCCUUUUCUCAAGAAGCACGGGAAGGUGGUGGACUGCUGCACUUUUUCAUUAAAAUGAGGGUGGCGCUCUUUUCCCAUUUCCUUUAUCCCGAUGAUAUAAAUGUUCAAUUACUAAGGCAUUUAAAUCAAUUUGAGCCCCACCUCCUUUGAGGGUGGGGCUCUUAAAUUGAUUGUGUAAUUGAUAUGCACUUUCUCAGUGGCUCUCUAGUCAUUAACAUGUCUUCCCUCUUCCCACAAAGGUUUAAGGUCAUUUUUCUCCUUAAAGUUUGAACAGCUGACAAAUCAAAAUCCAAGGGGCAUGUUCUGCUUCCAGGAAUGAUUGACUCCG
Heterocephalus glaber (naked mole-rat) is the source of this 2741-nucleotide messenger RNA. RefSeq names its product hyccin 2-like. Gene Ontology annotation, biological process: protein localization to plasma membrane; phosphatidylinositol phosphate biosynthetic process. The record is from RefSeq and is a predicted model, not a curated record. NCBI's taxonomy places the organism in Eukaryota, Metazoa, Chordata, Mammalia, Rodentia, Bathyergidae. Gene Ontology annotation, cellular component: plasma membrane.